AAAUUAUAUAUGAAUUGGAAAAUCAGAAAGUGGCUCUAAAACAAGGGAUCACUCAGUGUGUGGACUCCCCGUUUUCUCUUCAAAAAGAAAAACAAACACGGUCGAAAAUUUAGGGUUUUCGAUUUCAAUCUCAAUGGAUCAAGAACUAGACCCAUAUAUCUGCGGUUGCAUUAUUGAAUUCCUUGUCAGGUAUUCACCCGACGAUAUGCAUAUAAAGAAAGUUAUUGAAGCUUUCCCGCCAUUGAAGCCCAGGCCACAGUUGAAAAAAGCCGUGCUCCUCCGUACCAUGCGAACCGAAGUCAACGCCGGUGACGUUUCCGAGAAAAUACUCGACGCUUUGGAGAAGAUCGGGUGCAUUGACAGAAACCAAGGGCUCCCGAUUCCCGAUUCCAUGAAGGAAGCCUACUGCGCCGUCGCAUUGGAAUGCACCGUCAAGUACUUGCCCGGAGAUACUGACACGUGCGGCGCCAAGUACUUGGAUGCGGUGGAUAGGAUUUGGAGGGGCCGGAUUCAAGAACUGGAAAGAUCCAAGGCGUCCGAUUUGGUUUUUGAUCAACUCAAAAACCGUCGAUUACAAGUGGAGGCUGCUGCCACCGGGGACGAGGAUGCGGUCCGCUGUUUAAGUGCAAUCAAUACUCGAGGUUAUGCCAUAGUUAGCCUCAGGCGUUAUCUACGCGAAGCGAGCGGGUCGAUGAAGCCGCCGGUCCUUGAACAAGCAUGCUUGAAGCUUGGAAGGCUUAAUUUAGGUUCUUGAAGUGAUCAUGAGCCUAACAGCAUCCAAGACACAGAACUCUCAAUCUUUUGUAAUGUGCUUACCUUGAUAGGUCAUAUACAACAUGUAUCUAGGUCAUUAAGAAGUAUUGUGGAGUUUUAGUGACGUUUUGAACAUGGCUUAGAUGUUUUGGAUGAUUUUAGUAUUACAUAUCGUAUGGUCUUGAUAGGUUAUAUACAACAUGUAUCUAGGUCAUUAAGAAGUAUUGUGGAGUCUUAAUGACGUUUUGAACAUGUCUUGGGUGUUUUGGAUGAUUUUAGUAGUACAUAUCGUAUGUUUAAUGACUAAUUUUGCAAAAGUUGUUCGUUGAUUCAAA
This is a messenger RNA of Gossypium arboreum, 1088 nucleotides long. RefSeq lists its product as uncharacterized. The transcript has 2 exons. The record is from RefSeq and is a predicted model, not a curated record. Lineage: Eukaryota; Viridiplantae; Streptophyta; Magnoliopsida; Malvales; Malvaceae. Bases 134 to 754 code for a protein of 206 amino acids.